This is a messenger RNA of Annulohypoxylon maeteangense, 3307 nucleotides long. Its product is annotated as Lon protease-like protein 2, peroxisomal. Gene Ontology annotation, biological process: protein targeting to peroxisome; protein processing; protein catabolic process. The record is from RefSeq and is a predicted model, not a curated record. Gene Ontology annotation, molecular function: ATP hydrolysis activity; ATP-dependent peptidase activity; serine-type endopeptidase activity. The coding region runs from base 262 to 3084 and encodes 940 amino acids. The transcript has 3 exons. Gene Ontology annotation, cellular component: peroxisomal matrix. Lineage: Eukaryota; Fungi; Ascomycota; Sordariomycetes; Xylariales; Hypoxylaceae.
AAACUUCGAGCCACUGACAUCAAAAUAUCCAACCCUUUAUCCUCCAUACAUCCAUACACAUCAUACAUCCACCCUCAACAAAUCUAAAGUCAUCCAUAUAUCUGAAUCUAAUAUAUCAGACGACACUUAUUUGUCGUCCUGUCUGCUUAUUUGUGUAACAUAGCAGCGAUACCACUUGCAUUUUGUGUGAUAUUUAUUACUGUUUACAUUGCUUCCAUCCUCGGCCAAUCGCGCACGAACCAAAGGGGAAAAUAAGUCAACAUGGCGCAACCGGUCGUCAUGCCCGUGAUCCCCUUGGGAAAGAACAACGUCCUCUUUCCCGGAUCGGUUAUACGAAUACCGGUACCAGCGAGUCGUUCCGAUAUACCCGCAUUGAUUUCGAGUAUGUACACACGUGCCUCCAAAGGAUCGAGACGAGUCGACCAGAUCCCCGUUGUUUGUGUGCCUUUAAUGUCGCCACUGCUCAAUCGCCGUGGCCAACCGUUGUUGGAGCUGAAUCCGGAUAAAUAUGACAAGCUCACGAGCGUGGAUAAGAAUAAUAUAAAGGCGGAGAAGCUGUAUGGCUAUGGAGUCUCCGGCAAGAUCAGUGCGAUCCAAGGUCAGAAUGGGGCUGAGUUCAACCUGCUCGUGCAAGGCACCUCGAGAGUUACUAUCGAGAAGGUAACCCAAGAGCGUCCCUUCUUCGAGGCAAGGGUGUUGCCCCAUGCCGAUCAAGUCAGUCCCCAGGACUUGCAGAGACCCGAUUAUCAAGAGCUUUUCGGUACUCUAAAGCGCCUAUCGAGGGAGCUAGUAUCUUAUCUCCGCGUGUCGGCGUUCCUACUAUCUAGCGGAAGUGGAGGUCUGAAUCCUCUUCUAUCACGAAGACUUGAGCAAUUCAUUGCCAGGAAGGCACCUGCCGAAGGGGGCUCGCUCGCUGACUUUAUGAUGAAUGUGAUCGAUGGCUCGCUCGAGGAAAAGCUCCAGGUCCUCGCUGCUGUCGACGUUUCGGAUCGUAUGCAGAGGGUGAUCGAGAUAUUAGAGCGUUCGGUGGACGAACUUAAGGGCAACAUCAAGGUUACCACCAUUACCAGUACGGGUGUCCCUGUCCAAGGGGAACCGGAAGACACGGAUAAAGUAAACGACAAGAAGCGAAUCACAAAAUCACCGCGUCCAGGACUCAAGCCAACUUCGCCUGGGUUCGCUUUCGGUGCCGGUUCGCCGUUCAGUUUGUUUGGCGGAGGUCCGGGCGAGCAGCAUGAUCCGGAUGAUCUGGCAGAUCUCGAGAAAAAGAUAGAAGAUGCUAAGCUCCCACCUGAAGCUGCUAAGGUAGCCGAGAGAGAAUUCAAGCGAUUGAAACAGAUGAUGCCAGCACAAGCCGAAUAUCAAGUUGUCAGGACGUAUCUCGAAACGUUAGCGGAGGUACCAUGGUCCAUCGUUACCGAUGACCCAAUCAGCGUUGGCACAUUAGAAACCGCCAGGAAGCAGCUUGAUGGUGACCAUUACGGUAUCCAAAAAGUGAAGAAGCGCUUGCUCUCUUACCUUACCAUCGUCAGGUUGAUGCAGUCGGCGAAUGAACAAGUGAACCAUCAAAUCAAACAAGCCGAACAGGAGACCGCCGAUCUGGAGUCCAGUAAAGGUGCUGCGAAGGAGGGCGCGACGCUUGACCCCGAAUUGGAAGAGAAGAUAAAGGCAAGCGGCCUUAAAGUCCAGAUGCUGAUGAAUAAGAAACGGGUCGAAAAGGCUCCUAUCUUGCUCUUAGUUGGCCCACCCGGUGUUGGCAAGACUAGUAUAGCUAGAUCGAUUGCCACAGCCCUUGGGCGCAAGUUUCAUCGCAUUUCACUCGGAGGUGUUAGGGACGAAGCGGAAAUACGAGGCCACCGACGAACGUACGUUGCCGCGAUGCCUGGUCUGAUCGUGCAAGGUUUGAGGAAAGUUGGCGUGGCCAACCCAGUCUUCCUGUUAGACGAGAUAGAUAAACUGGGUAUGUCGAACCAUAACGGUGAUCCUUCGGCUGCAAUGCUCGAGGUUCUCGAUCCAGAGCAAAACCACGCAUUCCACGACCAUUAUAUCAACACUCCGAUCGAUCUAAGCAAAGUCCUGUUCAUUGCUACAGCGAACACUCUCGACACAAUUCCGGGUCCGCUACUGGAUCGUAUGGAAACCUUAGAGUUCUCCGGAUAUACUACGCUCGAGAAGAAGCAUAUCGCGUUACAACACCUUGUUCCUAAGCAGAUCAAGGUAAAUGGCCUUUCAGAAGAUCAAGUACGCUUUAGCGAGGAGGUAGUUUCAAAGAUCAUUGAGUCCUACACUCGCGAGUCAGGCGUCCGUAACCUCGAGCGAGAGAUUGGCUCUGUAUGCCGUGCAAAGGCUGUCGAGUUUGUGGAGGCCAACGAUCGUGGUCAUCCGGAGGCAUACAAGGCAGACAUUACAAUUGAGGAUCUCGAAGCUAUUCUAGGCAUCGAAAAGUUUGAAGAUGAGAUAGCGGAGAAAACCAGUCAACCAGGUAUAGUGACUGGUCUUGUUGCUUACAGCUCUGGUGGUAACGGGGGUAUUCUCUUCAUUGAGGUUCUUGACAUGCCUGGUGAUGGAAGUGUCGAGCUUACGGGUAAUCUUGGGGAUGUGCUGAAGGAAAGUGUCAAGGUUGCAAGAAGUUGGGUGCGCAACCAUGCCUACGAACUAGGGUUGACUCAGGAUCCUACGGAAAACAUCAUGAUGAAACGCAGUCUACACGUACAUUGCCCUUCCGGUGCCGUGCCGAAGGAUGGUCCGUCAAGUGGUAUGGCUCAGGCAAUUGCUCUCAUAUCACUCCUUUCCGGGCGACCUGUGCCUCCAACUAUGGCCAUGACUGGUGAAUUCCAACUUUCCGGUCACGUGAAGAGGGUAGGUGGAAUCAAGGAGAAGCUCAUCGGAGCAUACCGUGCUGGAGUGAAGACGGUCCUCUUGCCGGCGCAAAACGAGAAAGACGCUAGAGAGGUUCCCUCAGAAGUGAGGGAUGGGCUGAACAUCGUCUACGUUAGUCAUAUUUGGGAGGCUAUUCGCCAUAUCUGGCCUGAGGUGCAGUGGCCGCAGGAGAGCAAUUUCCCGCCGAUGCAGUCUCGCUUAUAGUCAUUUAUCUUCCUGGAUCUUUUUGUUUGUCUAGCAUGUAUGUCAUGGUACGGCGUUGGAUACCAUCAUCUUAAUGGGGAUCAUCCCAUCUCAGGGGGAGGCAGCAAAUAUUCCAAAAAUCUAGAUGUGGCUAAUAGAUGUAUCAUCUGCAAAGUUGCAAAGUUCCACGACGUUAGCGCAAUCAUCCUUUCAUUAAGAGCAGAUUGUGCCUCAACGUGGGUUA